Colletotrichum higginsianum IMI 349063 is the source of this 1683-nucleotide messenger RNA. RefSeq names its product ImpB/mucB/samB family protein. The record is from RefSeq and is a predicted model, not a curated record. The coding region runs from base 1 to 1683 and encodes 560 amino acids. NCBI's taxonomy places the organism in Eukaryota, Fungi, Ascomycota, Sordariomycetes, Glomerellales, Glomerellaceae. The transcript has 3 exons. Gene Ontology annotation, biological process: translesion synthesis. Gene Ontology annotation, molecular function: damaged DNA binding; DNA-directed DNA polymerase activity.
AUGGAGUUUUCGAGAAGACGGACGCCUAGAAGGAAAGAUGACCGAAUUAUACUCCACUUUGACUAUGACUGCUUCUACGCCUCGGUCUAUGAGAACCGAGACCCGCGGCUCAAGGCGCUGCCGCUGGGCGUGAAGCAAAAAAGCAUUCUGGCGACGUGCAACUAUGUCGCCCGCAAGCGGGGCGUCAAAAAGCUCAUGCUCAUUGCCGAUGCCAAGAAGGUGUGCCCAGAGCUCGUGAUUAUCGAGGGCGAGGACCUGACACCGUUCCGAGAUACGAGCAAGACACUCUUCGGGUUCCUCAGGGGCUAUUCCUGGAACAACAGGGCAGAGAGGUUGGGGUUCGAUGAAGUCUUUAUGGAUGUCACGGAUAUCAUCAAUUACAACAUGUUCUGCCUCAACAAGACGUCGCUGUCGGGGUCGUUUUUCCACCUCUCCAAAAGGGAUCCAGAAAAGGGCUUCACGUGUGACUUAACCAAGGUCGCUGGAUGUGUUUACGGGGCGAAUCCUGAGCCAGGAGACCUUGACAACCCUACUUACGUGCGGCUUCUGCUGGCGAGUCACCUGGCAUUCUACCUGCGCACGAAAUUGGAGGAGGACUUUGGCUUCACGGCCUCUGUCGGAAUAUCGACAAACAAGCUCCUCAGCAAGCUCGCCGGAUGCGUGAAGAAGCCGCGCAACCAAACGACAUUAAUGUCGCUUGAUGAUGCAGUCGUAACGGAGUUCAUGGACACACAUUCGGUUCGAAAAAUCCCUGGCAUCGGUUUCAAGACGUCACGAGCAUUAGAGGAUCGCUUCCUGUCGACACCCCUAGGACCCGAUGACGCCGAUAGAGAAAACUCGCCCUUGAAAGUCUGCGACGUGCGAACACAUCCCGAAGCAUCAGAAGACGCUCUGGAAAAGCUCCUGGGAGGCCCCGGCUCCGAGCGCGGCGUUGCCGAGAGGGUCUGGGGUCUCUUACACGGCGUCGACGGCACGGAAGUCAAAAGCGCGAGUGAUAUUCCCUCGCAAAUCAGCAUCGAAGACACAUUCAAAGGGCUGGAGAGUAUGGGUCAAAUUGAAAGCGAACUACGAUUGAUAUCGGCGUCUCUCGUGCGUCGAAUGCGAACUGACCUCCUGACCAACGACGACUCGAUAGAGCCGGGCGGACAGCGGUGGAUCGCGCACCCCAAGACUUUGCGCCUUUCGAUCCGGUCCUGGCCAGAUGACUCAACUCCAAACUUCCAUCGCAUAUCCCGCUCCCAGCCGCUUCCCAGCUUCAUCUUCACCCGCAAGGAGACACCCGAUGCCAUCGCAGAGCGGCUCACGACCGACAUCCUUCUCCCGAUGAUGAAGAAGUUCCACCCGCCGGGCCACCAAUGGAACCUGCAACUUCUGAAUGUCUGCGUCGCAAACAUGGCGGCCAGCGGCAGCGAGGCCGGGCCCGGCGUUGGGAGGGACAUCUCGGCAAUGUUCAGGAAGCAGGACGACGUAUUGCGGCAGUGGAGGAUCGACACGACGGUCGUCGAAGACGACGACGAGCAGUGGGUGUCGGAGGACGAGGUUGAGGAGAUGGAGCUGGGGGAGUUUGAUGACGGGGCGUCCUGGGAAGGCGACUUGAUGACAGCAAGGUGUCCGCUUUGCGGGCACUGCAUCCCACCUUUUGCUCUAGCUGCUCAUGCGAGGUAUCAUGACCUGGAAGAUUGA